Molecule: messenger RNA, 231 nt
Organism: Clunio marinus
Lineage: Eukaryota; Metazoa; Arthropoda; Insecta; Diptera; Chironomidae
Source: the annotation of a GenBank genome assembly
AUGGUUUUUUAUUUUAAGAAACAAUCUGGUUUCAGUUUCAUUAAUUUAAUUAAGAUAUUUCAAAGUUCUAAUAUUCACAUACGAAAAUCAGUCGACGAACAAAAAAUGAAAUACAAUCUACCCAAGUCGACCUUACGUGCUCAUACAAAUCAACACAUGUUAGCUUAUAUUUCUACAGCUUUUGCUUCAUUCACAAGGGAAUAUUCGUGGGUUGAAGGCAGACAACCGUAA